Molecule: messenger RNA, 1077 nt
Organism: Ixodes scapularis (black-legged tick)
Lineage: Eukaryota; Metazoa; Arthropoda; Arachnida; Ixodida; Ixodidae
Product: hydroxyacid oxidase 1
Exons: 7
Coding region: 1-1077 (358 amino acids)
Molecular function (GO): oxidoreductase activity; FMN binding
Source: RefSeq, a predicted model, not a curated record
AUGGAUGCUUGUACCGCUACAGGGGAAGUCGUGGUGACAGUGGAUGACAUCGAACGUCUUGGAUGUUCCAACAUGAACGUGGGUGCGAAGAUUUUUUGCAACACUGGUGCGGACCGGGAGCAGACACUCAAAGAAAACCGGAUGGCUUACCUUAGGUUGCGUCUAUUGCCGAGGGUACUUCGGCACGUCUCCGAGCGCCAAAUAAAGGUAACCCUGCUGGGGGACCAGAAAGUCUCCAUGCCGGUUUGUAUCUCGCCGUCAGCCCUCCACAAGCGGUGGCACCCGGACGGGGAGAUCGCCACCGCUAGAGCGGCCCACGCAGAAAGGACCCUAAUGGUACUGAGCAUCUACAGCAGCACUUCUAUGGAGGUUGUGAAGAGGGAAGUGCCAGGCGGCCUCUUUUGGCUCCAAGUACAGUUCGCCGUUGACCGAGACCUCACGAGGAGCCUGGUGAGACGGGCCGAACGAUCUGGCUACCGAGCACUGGUGGUCACCGCGGAUUGUCCCGUGUUUGGAAAGCAAAUCGGCCUAAUAAAGAGGCCUUACCGUCUGCAGGACGGAAACAGAUAUGGGAACCUGGAAGGAAGCUCGGAAUUCGCCGAAGUGAAAUCAACGGUGUCCGUAAAAGCGAUGGUGUCCGUCAUCGACCCUUCGCAGUCUUGGGAUGACAUCACCUGGUUGAAGAGCAUCACCAGUCUACCUUUGGUGCUCAAAGGAAUCACUAAUGCGGAAGACGCAGAGGAAGCUAUCAGUCGUGGCGUUUCAGCGAUCCUCGUGUCAAACCACGGUGGUCGCCAGUUGGACGGACAAGCAGCAACCAUCGAGGUCCUCCCAGAGGUCGUGAGGGCAGUCCGCGGACGCGUCGAAGUUUACAUCGACGGCGGCGUCCGUCAGGGCGCGGAUGUGAUCAAGGCGCUGGCACUCGGAGCCAAGGCUGUGUUCGUUGGACGUCCCACCAUCUGGGGACUGGCGUACAACGGUGAAGCCGGAGUGAGGCAAAUGCUGUCGAUACUGAGGCAAGAGGUGGACCGAGAUCUUGCACUAAUGGGUAAUUGUUUUCUUAGAACACCUCUCUAA